AGUACAGAGGAGAGAGAGAGAGAGCAAAAAGCUGUACCUGAAAGUGCAGCCACUCGUCACGGCACUUAAGUCAAAGAUAAUAAUGUCCUUAACCAUUUUGACAUCUGCUUACAGGCUGAGGUCCCUCUGCAGGCUGCAGCGAAUCCAGGGCCACAUGAUGUCGAGUCAGGUGGAUCCAGGGGUUCUUCUGGAGAAAGUGGGCAACGCAGGUGUGAUCACCAUGAACAGACCCAAAGUCCUGAAUGCUCUCAACCUGACCAUGAUCCGACAGAUCCACCCUCAGCUCAAGAAAUGGGAAGAUGACAAUGAGACUGAUAUUGUGAUCAUCAGAGGAGCAGGUGGAAAAGCCUUUUGUGCUGGUGGAGACAUCAGAGCGGUCACAGAAGCAGGAAAAGUUGGAGAUUCUCUGGCAGAGGUCUUCUUCCGUGAGGAAUACAUUCUCAACAACGCGAUUGGAACAUGCAGGAAACCCUACAUCGCCCUUAUUGACGGAAUAACAAUGGGAGGCGGUGUGGGUCUGUCAGUUCACGGACGGUUUCGAGUGGCCACUGAGAAGACGCUGUUCGCCAUGCCAGAGACGGCCAUUGGGCUUUUCCCCGAUGUGGGUGGUGGCCAUUUUCUGCCGAGGCUCCGGGGAAAGCUGGGACUAUUCCUGGCCUUGACGGGCUUCCGUCUUAAGGGACGAGACGUGCAGAGAGCUGGAGUCGCCACUCACUUUGUAGAGUCUAAGAAGAUCCCAGAGCUGGAGAAGGAGCUGGUGGGCUUGAAGUCUCCCUCUGCUGAAGACGUCUCCAGAGUGCUGGAUUCAUACCAGAACCAGAGCGGUCUAGAUUCUGAGAAGCCGUUCGUGUUGGACAAACACAUGUCUGACAUUGACAGGCUGUUCAGCUCCAGCAGUGUGGAGGGCGUCGUGCAGAACCUGAAGGCAGACGGCUCAGAGUUCUCCAACAAACAAGCCGAGAUACUGUCCAGGAUGUCUCCCACGUCCCUCAAAAUCACCCAUAAGCAGCUGGAGGCGGGUGCGACUCUGAGCCUGCAGGACGUGUUGGUGAUGGAGUACCGGCUGAGCCAGGCCUGCAUGAGGGGCUGCGACUUCUAUGAGGGCGUACGAGCCGUGCUGGUUGACAAGGACCAGAGUCCCAAGUGGAACCCUCCGACGCUGGAGGAGGUGUCUGAGCAGGCCGUGGACCAGUGCUUCUCCUCGCUGGGAGAGAAAGACCUGACGUUCUGAUGCUUCCCGCCUUCAGACUCCCACUGCUAAGCCUCCCCCACAUCCCUCAUGUGAUCAUGAGUCAUGUGAGAGGGACUGUAUUGCCGAGGAUGAAGAAAAGUCUGUUAUUUUAUGACGAGCACAUGCAUAGGUCACAUACUCAAUAGGUUGUCUCCAUACUGUUUAAAACUGUGAAGAAAAUCCAGGCUGCUCCUCUGCAGAAGAGAUAGCUAACAGAUGCUCUGUGUUUCACACAUGAAACAUGUUUAGUGUAAGCUGGCUCUGCAGUGGAAGUGGAGUGUUUUUUCUUUACAUAAGUUGUAGAGCAGUAACUCUCCCUUCUGCUGCAAGUGCAAGGACUCUGCCGCACAGCAGCAUUUACACGAGGACAUGAUCUCACCACUGAGUGCUUUAUUACAUUUCCUGUGGGUGUUUGUUGAUGUGACAUGGAUCGGUAUCAUCUGUACUCCUGCAGUGUGGUCCCUUCUUCUACUGCGGAUAAUCUAUUGGCUCUAUUUCUGUAGUUUCUUUUCUUCUUCUCUUUUUCCAUUAUUUUCCUUUUCACUAAUCUCUGUACUCUUUCAGAUGUAACAUAAAUAAAACAGGUUUUCUCUGACAUAUGCAAACAACUCUCUCUAGACAAGUGGCAGAUUUAGAAGUAUAUCAAUAUUUGUUCUCAAUGCAAUUAUUGUUACAUUGCAUUUUAGAGAUCAAAUGUGUCUGUGUGUCAUGGAGUGUGUUUUUUGUAAUUACCUUUGUCUGAUGGACACGUCGCCGUAUUUCAGUUGGUAUCAAAGCGCCUCGCUCAACAUUUGUUCUCAGUCGUUGCAUUAUUUAUGAGCCAGCCAGCCAGAUUGGGCCUCAAUGCUGGAACGGAGGGCAAUAAAGAGAGCUGCUAGCCUAACAGAAAAGGAUGUGUGGUCCUGGUGAGUGAAGAAACGGCUUGUGCUUCAAAGAACCACGUUUAUUGAGGUUCGUGAAUCUUUUUAUGACCUGCUUGUAAAGUGCUCUUGUGACACAGCGACAGUUCGUUAUCAGCGUGUGAGCGCAAAGCUGCCGCUCAGGUAUGAAGUCUGGAGAUUAAACAUUUAUUUUAGUUUUAGUGUUGGGUUAUAACCUGGUCCGUUUGACCUUCAGUGCAUAGUUUAUGUGACUGGCAUAACUGUCCAAAAAAGUUCAUUAGAGACCACGGUCUGUUACAAGUGAAUGACGGUUGUUCUACAGGCUCAUGAAUAACACGUGGAGCAGGUUUCAGAACAGUUUUUGAAUGAUUUGGAACACCUUUUACCUCAUGUCUGUUUGUCUACCUGCUUCACCUUCACCGUCUGACUCUGUUCUAUUCACCGAGCACCAGCAGCACUGCCGCAUGCUGAGGCUCUCUCAGUAAGCAGACAGGAUGACCUCCGCAUACUGUAGACAAUAAACAGAGUAUUUCUGUUACACGGAUAAAGUCCUCAUGCUUUUAGGCCACCGUUUGCUUUACAAACGAGCGCUGGCCAGCAGUCACUUGUAAAUCCUUUUGUUUGUUCUUCAUGCAGCUGAACAUUUAACCCGCUCUGUGUUCACUCUCAUACAGGAUGCAGGAUACGCGCCUCUCUCGUUUGACAGGUGUUUUAAAUACAUACUGUUGAGGCUGGUUAAUAAAGGCACCUGUGUGAGGUUGUUCUAAAGUCAUGGUUUAGAAAAUAACAAUGAAAUAUUUCAAAACUGAUACAAGGCAUAAAUCAGA
This is a messenger RNA of Anarrhichthys ocellatus (wolf-eel), 2939 nucleotides long. It is a transcript of the gene hibch, whose product is annotated as 3-hydroxyisobutyryl-CoA hydrolase. Gene Ontology annotation, cellular component: mitochondrion. The record is from RefSeq and is a predicted model, not a curated record. Gene Ontology annotation, molecular function: 3-hydroxyisobutyryl-CoA hydrolase activity. The coding region runs from base 83 to 1231 and encodes 382 amino acids. Gene Ontology annotation, biological process: L-valine catabolic process. NCBI's taxonomy places the organism in Eukaryota, Metazoa, Chordata, Actinopteri, Perciformes, Anarhichadidae. The transcript is spliced from 14 exons.